This is a messenger RNA of Scleropages formosus (Asian bonytongue), 5949 nucleotides long. Its product is annotated as rho GTPase-activating protein 29-like. Gene Ontology annotation, molecular function: GTPase activator activity. Lineage: Eukaryota; Metazoa; Chordata; Actinopteri; Osteoglossiformes; Osteoglossidae. Bases 759 to 4169 code for a protein of 1136 amino acids. The transcript has 21 exons. Gene Ontology annotation, biological process: signal transduction; activation of GTPase activity. The record is from RefSeq and is a predicted model, not a curated record. Gene Ontology annotation, cellular component: cytoplasm.
UCUUGUUUCUUACAGUUGUUGCAUCAGUGUUAUUAACGGUGAUCACAUAGGGGGCAGCAGGUAGCACAGUGGUUCGCUCCACCACCCUUGGACUUGGUCAUAGUAAUUAAAGGCUCAAAUCCCACCUUCUGCGGUAACAUACAUGAUGAAGGUGCUUAGCCUAAAUUGUUCCAGUAAAAAUUGCCCAGUUGUGUAAAGGGGUAACACUGUAAGGCACUUUGGAAAUCAAAUGUAAAUCACCAUGUUAUUACAGCCUCUGUCAGACCUGGUGGGGAAAGGAGUGGUGCCUCUCUUUCUGUUGACAGGCAGUUUGUGAUGUUUUUUCCUCUUCUGGUUGUUUCUUUUAUGGAGGGAAGUUUGCUGCCGACAGCCUGCUCGUGGCUUAUUUACACUGGUGUGUUUUUUUUUUUGCUUUUCCUUUCCACCAGUGAGGGUGUUUAGAGAGCUGGCAGGAAGCUGACGUUGAACCAGACUAGCUGGAACGGAGCAGCGACCCAAUUCACAAUAGGCAAAGCACCGGCACUGAACGGGCUCAUGGCUCACGGCUCCCAGCACACGUCUCCAAAAACCAGUUGCACUGGAGCAAUGCUCAAAACACACACACACACGCUCGUUCAUUUGCUGUUGUGACAGAUUUUUCAUGAACGCUCAACUUCAGCAAUGUGAACGAAGAAAACAGGAGACAUAUCUUUGGCGAAAUACACACCUCUAUUGACACCUUGGCAUUUACAUUUGGCAAUGUAGUGUCUGACUUCCUUAUGGGAGAUGUAGACAGUGGCUCAGUGUUGGGGUCCCCCCAUUCCAGGAGAAGCCAGUCUUUUGAAAAUGUGUCUGUGGACUUCAGAGGGUCGGUCCUAGAGAAGGAUGACCCGCCAGGGCCCCUGUGUACUGAGGAGCUGGACCUCGCCCUGCUAAACCAGCACAGCGGUGUGGAGUCGGCCCUGCUCUACGCCAAGGCCUGGUCCAAGUAUGCCAAAGACCUGCUGGCCUGGGUGGACAAGCGCCUCGGUCAGGAUAUCGAAUGUGCGAAAAGUUUAGCAAAAAUGGCAGAAUCUGCAAGGAGCCUCGCAAAUCAACAGGAGUUCAUGCCCUUCAGGGAUAUUUAUGUGUCGGCAUUUAAGAACGAUAUGGAGUAUAGCCAGCUUCUGCUUCAGACUGCUUCCGCCCUUCAGACCAACAAAUUUGUCCAGCCGCUGCUGGCCCGCAAGAAUGAACUGGACAGGCUGAGGAAGGACAUCAAGGAGCAGUGGCAGAAGGAGCAGAAGAAAAUGCAGGAGGCAGACAUUGCGCUGCGCAAGGCCAAGGCUGUGCAAGCACAGCGGAAGGAGGAGUACGAGAAAGCGCGCUGCUCCGCCAGCCGCAUGGAGGAGGAGGCCCCUCCCCCUGGAGCCAAGCAGUUGGAGAAGAGGAGGAGGCUGGAAGAGGAGGCCCUACAGAGGGCAGAGGAAGCCAAUGACCAAUAUAAGGCCUGCGUUGCGGACAUCGGCCUGAAGAAAGUCGACAUGGCCACUGCUAAGAGCCACAUUUUGACCCGGGUUCGAGAACUGGUGUUUCAGUGUGACCUGACCCUGAAGGCAGUAACAGUGAACUGGUUCCAGAUGCAGCAGGUACAGGCUUCGUCAGUGCCACUCAACCUACAGACAUUGUGUGAGAGCGCCAAGCUGUAUGAACCAGGACGCUGCUACUCCGAGUUUGUCAGGAGCCUGCCCAAGGACCGGAUCCCCCUGGAGUCUUUCUCUUUGGGUGCUCAAGGCCCGCAGAACACAGGGGGACCCUUGACGAAGCAGUCUACCAGCAGCACCCACUCAUCACACGGAAACCUGUCGCAGAUGUCCGUCACCUCCAGCGACCUCCACAGCACAGAGGAGGUGGAGAGCCCCGCCCCCACUCGCACUGGGCAGGUGCAAGAAUUCCCGUCAGACAGCAGCACCGAUGUGCGAGCUGUGAAGCCCGAAAGGGCACGGAGGGUCUGGAGCUCAGGCAGCCAGGGAGGCGGCAUGUGCAGUGAUUCGGAGAGCGUCGGCGGCAGCAGCGAAUCGCGUUCCAUGGACUCACCAACAGCCAGUCCAGGUGACUUUAAGAGAAGACUUCCCAGAACGCCGUCCACGGGUACCAUGUCCUCUGCAGAUGACCUGGAUGAGAGGGAGCCACCUUCCCCUUCCGAUAACGGCCUUGGUGUGAUGGUGACUGAGACAGCCAGCUCUCCAGGCCCCUUCCGGAACACACAGAUGUCAAAAGCGGCACAGACACACAAACUGCGCAAGCUGCGUGCCCCUUCUAAGUGCCGGGAGUGCGACAGCCUGGUGAUGUUCCAUGGGGCUGAAUGUGAAGAGUGCUCCCUGGCCUGCCAUAAGAAGUGUCUGGAGACCCUGGCCAUUCAGUGUGGUCAUAAGAAGUUGCUUGGUCGGCUGCAUCUCUUCGGGGUGGACUUCUCCCAGGCAGCCAAGAGCAACCCCGAUGGCAUCCCAUUUAUCAUUAAGAAGUGCACUUCAGAGAUUGAAAGCCGUGCACUCAACCUCAAGGGUAUUUACCGUGUGAAUGGGGCAAAGUCUCGAGUGGAGAAGCUCUGUCAGGCUUUUGAGAAUGGCAAGGAUUUGGUGGAACUGUCUGAUUUCUACCCCCAUGACAUCAGCAACGUGCUUAAACUUUACCUUCGACAGCUUCCGGAGCCAUUGAUCCUUUUCCGCUAUUACAAUGACUUCAUUGGCCUGGCAAAGGAGAGCCAGAGCAUCAUUAUGGAUGAGGUGGACGCAGCUCGUGCUCGAUCCACGACCAAUCCAGCCCAGCCAAGUGUAGAGCUCAACAGAGUGCUCUUCAAGAUCCGAGAUCUUCUCCGGCAGCUUCCUCCCGCGCACUACAGGACGCUGCAGUUCCUCAUAGGACACCUGCACCGGGUCACAGAAAAGGCUGACGAGAACAAAAUGACAGCCAGCAAUCUGGGGAUCAUAUUUGGUCCCACCCUGAUCAAGCCACGGCAGAUAGAUGCAGAGGUGUCUCUGUCCUCUCUGGUGGACUACCCCUAUCAGGCACUGAUCGUGGAGCUGCUCAUUCGCCACUACAACAAGGUGUUUGACAUGCCGCCAAAUCCAGUUACUGCAGGUGGCUCUCUGCUGCCCCCUAAGGGUGUGGAGGCCCGACUGAGUGCUGAGGAGAAGGAAGCACGCCUGAGCCGCAACUGCAAGUCUCUUGUGGACGUGAAGGAGCAGAACAGCAAAGUGUACAAAAGGCACUCUUCUAUAAUCCCUACCUCCCAUUUGGUGGAUGAUGUAAAGGAAACCAAAUCCAGACCUGGAGGCAGUGAACUUGCACCUGCUGUGGUUUCGUCUGCAGAGAAGCUCAAUGGCGAAGUUGCAUCCUCUGGUGUACCAGAGGUUCACAGGUCCACACUGGUGCUUGAGAGACCCAACGUGAGCACAGCCAGGGUGCUGCUUAGGCCAGCCCGGGCUAGGCUUGUCUCCCGGCCAGUCAGCAUGCCAGUAGAGCGGCUUCUGGGCCCUGCUCAGGUCCUUGAGAAGAACACUCGCAACAGCUCGACUCAUGAGCGCAACCAUGCCAUCCAGGAAGGAGUGGAACCGGAAACGUCGGGACUCCGUGUGAGCACCUACUACCGGAGCCCAUACAUCGAUACGCAGACAUUGCGCAGGACCUGGGACAAACAGUACAAGCAUUAUGAUAUCACCCCCCGGACUGCCAUGAUCAUGGCCAAUAUCCCUUCUGACAGCAGUGGCUCUGUGGGGACAACGGUCUCCAGCAGCAGUGAUCCCCCUGCCAUCCCCUAUAUCCCUGCAAGGACUUUACGGAGGGAAAACAAUAUAGGUGAGACAACCCUGGUGGCUGGUGCAUUAAAGCCUGCUCGAACUCUAAGGCCCCCACCUGGAACUUUCUACAAACCUCCAUCAAGUCACAAAGCCAAACCACAGAAGGAGUCAGAGGUACAGCUGAGUGCGACACCCAUCAGCAGCGCAAGUGCAGAGGCUCUGCCAGGCCCUAGGAACCUUGUGGAUGAACCCAUGGAGGCCGAGGCCACCGUCUCCCCGUCCCGUUCUCAGCCCCAGUCUCCCAGUUCAGGUCCCGAGGACUUUGGGCCAAGCGAGGCUCGACCUGUUUACCAGAGAUUGAGGACCCGAAAGAUGCAGGAGUUUGAACACAGAGAAGCGCACUUUGUGUGAUCGUCCACAUAUGUGGAUCAGCCAUAUGUUCAGCAAUAACUGUAUAUAGUAUGUAUAUUUUAUAUAUAUAUAUAUAAAACUAUACACAACUUGUGCCAUAUUGUGUAUUCAGAAAGAAUUGUCUUUGAGUGGAAAAAAUUCAAGAACUGUGAAAAAUCACCUUGGAAGUGUUACUAUUAUGAGCUCUACUUUGACCUAGACAUUGCUGCUGCUGGUCUCACAUUAAGGACAUGCACUUAAUGUGUAUUAAAUUUUCACACUCGCUUUACUUAUCUUGCAAUUUCAAUACACAUUUUAGAAAGUAGAUCCCACAGCUACUGCAUUUUCUUCAGGAAGUAUGGAAUAGAAAUUAAAUUUAUCAAUCUGUAAAAUUGAACAUCCUAUUCAAAAACAUGUUUGAUUGUUGGUAAAACUUCUCUAUCAAGCCUUGUGUAACCAGAGAAUUAGAUGACAUAAUCCAUCACUUCUUAUACUCCAAAACCAGACUUAGUUGCACUUGUGGUAUGUUUGCCAAAAAGAACUGAUUUGUUACAGCUGUCUAAUAUCUUGUUACCAUAGUAAGAAUGGACUUGUUAGACCUUCAUGACACAAACUGACUAAGAGCAGUGAUGCUUACCAGCAAUGUUGCAGAGCAGAUACAACAACUUACUAGAGUGUUUGCUUGAGGCUGCACAGCGAACACUGUCCCCUUAAGAUCUAGCAAAUUUAUUUUUGUCGAUACAUAUCCCGUUGGUUGUUAAACUGCAGGAAGUGCAUUGUGCACUUGUUCCUUGUAAACUUUGUAUAAACUGCAGAUAGAAAGUUGAACAGUUUUAAGUAUUAACUUUCUUAUUUACAAGUAAUACCUAAGAAUAUACCCUUAUUGUAAGUUAUUAAAAUUGUACUGCACAAAAAGAAGGUGCAAAAGUAUUAUUGUCGAUACAUGUUGUUUGGCAUUGAUCAUAUAUAUGUAUGUGUGCAAGUUAUUUUAAGAUGAAGUUUACCAUGGCUGUUUUAUGGAGGACAUCUAUGCAGGUGUGGAACCCAAGAGAAGGCUUGUUAUCGAUGCAUGUGUUGUGGUCGAACAUGGCCACGGUUCCUCAGUGGUGACCAUGUAUGAGAGGUUUCCUGCUGGGAGGUUUUCUUCCACACACACACUCAGUCUGAGCCAGCGGUGCUGUGCUUAUCCAGGGACUCAAUAGAAAGAAACAUCCAGUUGACAGUGUUUCCAGGUCUCUGUGAACUGAGAAGAGGAUUCAAAUUCAGCCUGAACUGAGCAGUUUAGUGCCUUGUUUGAUCAAAACCGUUUGAAUUCUCCUGUCCUCAAGGACAGUUUAAACCUCAUUCAAAUUUCAGUCACACCAUGCUUUAAAGAAUUAUAUAAUAUGACGCAUAGUGUAUGCAGUGACUGUAUGGUUCUUUCGUGGAAAGCAAGUUAGUAUCUUUAUUUUGCCUUGAGCACGCAAUGGAAACCACUGGCUGCUGUAUCCCUUGAUAGAUCCAUGGCCAGCUGGCUUGGCCUCUGCCUCCUUAUCCACUUGUACAUUGAGUGCGAUUCUAUGCUGUUUGUACAGGAAAUGCAUAUUUUUACUUUUUAAAUAUCGAUGAUACUAGUGUUGGAACAUCCAGAGACAUGGACUCCAAGAUGAUGGUUUUUUUUCAUUUUCCUGUUGAAAAAACAAUGAUUUCUGCCUCAGUGAUGGUAACUGGAUGCUAUGUUCCUGGUUAAACUGGUAUAUGAAUAUUUUAGUAUUGUAUACUGUGUAUAAUAUAUACAUACAUGCCAUUGUCUACAGAAUGA